This is a messenger RNA of Paramecium tetraurelia, 618 nucleotides long. RefSeq lists its product as uncharacterized. The transcript has 4 exons. The record is from RefSeq and is a predicted model, not a curated record. NCBI's taxonomy places the organism in Eukaryota, Ciliophora, Oligohymenophorea, Peniculida, Parameciidae.
AUGAGGACUGGAUUACUAAAAAAUUAUGGGCCAACACAAAUAUUUCCAGAAGGAAAGUAGGAAAGAGCCUAGUCACUAUAUGAUAUUACAAAUCAUUACUUAAAGCCUUAAGUUGGCAAGAAUGAUCAGAAAUCGAAAUCAGUGAAUACGUAUGGAGUUGAAUCAUAUUUAGAGAGAGACUUCUAUGAUUAGCUGAGAUUGAAGGGGAAGGAGAAGAAGAUUUAAAAUUAAAGUUCCCACAAACCUAUUUUUAAGUUGAGAGGCGACAAUGUAGUAGCAAUUAAAUCGAAGGAUCGAGAAUUGUAUCCUGCAGAUAUCCAAUGGAAUAAUGGGCAGAUUGGUAGAAUAAAGGGGGAGAUUAGCGGGAAAGUUGACAAGAAUUAUGCAAAAAUAAGAAGAUAUUUGGAGGGGUCAUCAAGUGUAAUUGAUUAUUCAGAAUCCAAGAUGUAUGACAAAUUCAAUUCGUAUACCAACAUCACGAAUCAGGAACGAUUUUCAAAGGAUUGUGAUAUCAUGUUCAGAACUAGCAAUAAUGCUUAACCUGGAAAUGUUCAAUCAAUCGGAAGUAUACAGAGGACUAAAUAUGAACCGGAUUGGAUUCAAAGAGGGAAAUACUGA